GCAGACUGGGCCACUCCUCCUCCUCUCAGACGGCUCGCCUCCUCGCAGCAGGGACGACGAAGAGGAGAAGCAUCACCUCGUCUUCCUCUCAGUGCAGCAUCAGCAGCACUUUCUCAGGAUUGUCCUCCUGCUUUCUGUCUUUUUUUUUUUUUUGGGAUGUUUAUUGUUUGAAUUCCCAAACUCAUCCUCACCAUCAUCGUCAUCGCUGUCCUCCUCUUCCCUUUGAUCAUCAUCAUCAUCAUCAUCAUCUGAAACAUCUUUAAAGCCCCAGCAUGUAUCUGGAGAACCAAGCGGAGGUGGAGAUGUCUCCGGCGUCGGCUCAGGGCUUCGGGGAGCUGCGUCUGCUGCAGGGCAUCUCGGAGGGGAGAGACGCUCAGAAGCCGUCGGGCUGCGUCCUCCACGCCGACGGCUUCGUCCGGCCGGACGACGGGUUCGUGGUGAACAUCUUCAGAGGGAAACCGGCCUCGUCCAGCCUGACGGAGAGGUCGCCUCUGCUGAGAUUCUCUCAAGACGACGGCAUGACCUACAUGACCCUACAUGACCCCGGCUUCGUCGGGGGGGAGGAGCCUUGGGACGGCGGCUCGCUGGACCUGGAGAGGAGGUACCGGCUGGGCAGCGAGGUCACCAGUCUGUCCGCCUCCCCGUCCAGCUCUUUGGAGAAGAGCGACCCGCUGGACAGCCUCAACCUCAGCCCCCGUUUCACCAGCAGCGUGAAGUGCUGCUUCAGAGUUUCUAAAAUUGCCACAAUGUUUACUAUCGUUGUCCUCUGCAGCCUCUUCUUCAGCAUGUACCCCGACAGAGACAACCCCACCAGGCUGCUGGCCGUGUCCCCCUCAGACAGCUUCUCCGUCAACCUGACGGACUUCCGAGACAACGCUCUGCUCAAGCUGCAGGUGGGCGGGCCCUUCACCCGCGGCAAGGUGGACCUCCAAGACCAGGACUACAUCCUGGUCCAGGUGGAGCAGACGGAGCAGGCGGGGCAGCGGAGGAGGAGGACUCAGCAGGUGAUCUAUAACUGGAGCAUCCCUCUGCACGCGGAACGCAGCGACCAGAUCCUGCUGACCAAAACCUUUGAGAUGCUCAGCAGUGACCCCAUCGUCAUCACGUUCCAGGCCUUCCUGCCGGACAACGAGGUGGUGCCGCUGUCCAUGACCCACCAGUCGCUCUACGUCACCGUGGAGACGCAGGUGGCCAUCGCUGCGGUCAUCCUGACCGGCGUCUACGUGCUCAUCAUCUUCGAGGUGGUGCAUCGCACUCUGGCCGCCAUGCUGGGAUCUCUGGCAGCUUUGGCCGCUCUGGCCAUCAUCGGAGAUCGGCCCAGCCUGGUCACCGUGGUCGAGUGGAUCGACUACGAGACGCUGGCUCUUCUCUUUGGCAUGAUGGUGCUGGUGGCCAUCUUCUCAGAGACGGGCUUCUUUGAUUACUGCGCCGUGAAGGCCUACCAGCUGUCCAGAGGAAAAGUGUGGCCGAUGAUCUUCAUCCUCUGCCUCAUCGCCGCCAUCCUCUCGGCCUUCCUGGACAACGUGACCACGAUGAUGCUCUUCACCCCGGUCACCAUCAGGUUGUGCGAGGUGCUUAAUCUGGACCCCCGGCACGUCCUGAUCGCAGAAGUGAUCUUCACCAACAUCGGAGGCGCCGCCACAGCGGUGGGAGACCCGCCCAACGUGAUCAUAGUGUCCAACCAGGACCUGCGCAAAGAGGGGAUCGACUUUGCCAGUUUCACCGGCUACAUGUUCCUGGGGAUAUGCCUCGUCCUCCUCACCUCCUUCCCCUUCCUGCGGCUGCUCUACUGGAACAAAAAGCUCUACAACAAAGAGUCCAUUGAAAUCGUCGAACUCAAGCACGAGAUUCUGGUCUGGAGGCAGACGGCUCAGCGCAUCAACCCCGCCAGCCGAGAGGAGACGGCUGUGAAGUGCCUCCUGAUGCAAAAGGUCUUCAACCUGGAGAGUCUGCUCCGCAAGAUGAUGAAGACCUUCCACAGUCAAAUUUCUCAAGAGGACAAGAACUGGGAGCAAAACAUCCAGGAACUGCAGAAGAAGCACAGGAUAACCGACACGGUGCUGCUGGUGAAGUGCGUGUCCGUCCUCGCUGUGGUCAUCUUCAUGUUCUUUCUCAACUCCUUCGUCCCCAGCAUUCAUCUGGAGCUCGGCUGGAUCGCUAUCCUCGGUGCCCUCUGGCUCCUGGUUCUGGCCGACAUCCAGGAUUUCGAGAUCAUCUUGCAUCGGGUGGAGUGGGCCACGUUGCUCUUCUUCGCCGGCCUCUUCGUCUUGAUGGAGGCUUUAGCCCAGCUGCAGCUCAUCGACUACGUCGGAGAACAGACAGCGCUGCUUAUUAAAGCGGUGCCAGAGGACCAGCGCUUGGCCAUAGCCAUCAUCCUGGUCAUGUGGGUCUCGGCUCUGGCGUCUUCUCUCAUCGACAACAUUCCCUUCACUGCCACCAUGAUUCCAGUUCUCAUCAACCUGAGUCAGGACGCGGACGUGAACCUACCGGUGAAACCUCUCAUCUACGCCUUGGCCAUGGGGGCCUGUCUCGGGGGGAACGGCACGUUGAUCGGAGCCUCGGCCAACGUGGUGUGCGCCGGCAUCGCCGAGCAGCACGGCUACGGCUUCUCCUUCAUCGAGUUCUUCAGGUUAGGAUUCCCAAUGAUGAUCAUGACCUGCAUGAUCGGCAUGUGCUACCUGCUGGCCACCCACAUCGGACUUGGCUGGAACAUGUGAUCCAUCCAAGGAGACGUUUGCCCCGCUGUAAAUUUUAAAUGUCAAUACAUGUUACCCCCAACGAUCAGAUCACAGGGGGACUUAAUGGUGCACAGCGGCCAUCAUUUGGGGGAAAGAAACGACUAAAACGCAAAAAAACAGCAACAGGGACCAGAGCAACGGGAGCUUUGAGCAGAACUCUGAGCCCGAUGUCCAGAAAAGUCACAAAAGUCUUUUUGUCCUCACAAGAGUUGAUCCAAGGGAAGUCUCCCCGAAAAGGUCCCAGUCCGUAACGCUGUUCAUGGUGCUACUGGUGGCCUCUACUGGUGUGACUGGUGUUAUUCCAGGUGGUACCUCUGGUCUCACCCGUUUGACAAUCACAUCUGUUUACAAAUGUUUUCCUGAUGAAUCGUAUGACUCUGACUUGAUUUCGGAGGACACCUGUCACUCACAAGCGUUUCCCUCACUGUGACAUUUUAAAGGAACCGCAGUAUCCAGUGAAAGGGAUUUCAUCUUUAAAUGUUAAUGUUAAUGUGUUUUCCUGAGAUUCCCAAAUUUUCCCCCUGAAUGAAAAGCGUCAAUCAGACUGAAGCGCAGUGAUUAAAUAAGACAGAUGUAGAUUGUUCUAUAAAUGUAAUAUAUUAACAAUUGUACUAUGUACACAAUGAUGGCAUGUAAACGCAAUGAUUUUUACCACAUUUAGUGUAGAAGAUGCUGAGACGUGGAAUGGAUUAAUAUCACCUGUAUUUAUUGUACAGGUGCGCUGAGCAUCAUUUAUAAUUCACGUGAACAUGAACAAUAACGGUUGUGAUGUUUCUGCUUUCGCUCAGUUUCACCUUUUCCUUUAAGAACAUUUGGUACCACUUUCUACUUAAUAAAAGCUUCAAAAGAUG
Molecule: messenger RNA, 3589 nt
Organism: Pungitius pungitius (ninespine stickleback)
Lineage: Eukaryota; Metazoa; Chordata; Actinopteri; Perciformes; Gasterosteidae
Gene: oca2
Product: oculocutaneous albinism II
Exons: 24
Coding region: 273-2717 (814 amino acids)
Biological process (GO): melanin biosynthetic process; transmembrane transport; melanocyte differentiation
Cellular component (GO): melanosome membrane
Source: RefSeq, a predicted model, not a curated record